AUGUUCAAUGACAAUCGAAAAUCAGAUUGUAUAAAACGUCAAUCUCGUCGCCGUGCUUUAUUAUGUUAUUCAACAUUAUGUUUAUUUUCAUUUUUAAUAUUAUUUUUAUUGUUAAGUCAAGUAUUUCAUCAUCGAUAUAUUCAUAUUGAAAAUAAUUCAAAUAAAUCGAUAUCAUUAAAUCUAAUGAAAUUUCGUUCAUCAUUAAUUAAAUGUGGUCAAUCUGUUGUUAAAAAAGAUAAUAUUUAUCAAAUAAUUGAACACUUAACUGAAAUAAUGAAAAAUCUUGCUAUUAAAAAAAAAGAAUAA
Messenger RNA from Rotaria sp. Silwood1, 306 nucleotides. The record is from the annotation of a GenBank genome assembly. NCBI's taxonomy places the organism in Eukaryota, Metazoa, Rotifera, Eurotatoria, Philodinida, Philodinidae.